Messenger RNA from Impatiens glandulifera, 1273 nucleotides. Its product is annotated as heterogeneous nuclear ribonucleoprotein 1. The record is from RefSeq and is a predicted model, not a curated record. Gene Ontology annotation, biological process: regulation of gene expression. The coding region runs from base 146 to 1111 and encodes 321 amino acids. NCBI's taxonomy places the organism in Eukaryota, Viridiplantae, Streptophyta, Magnoliopsida, Ericales, Balsaminaceae. The transcript has 7 exons. Gene Ontology annotation, molecular function: RNA binding. Gene Ontology annotation, cellular component: nucleoplasm.
UGUUUCUGUUCGAUUGAAAGCGGGCUAGGGUUUUCUUCAAACGUGAAAAGGGAUUUUUCUUUCUCGGAGAUCGUAAAGAGAAAUUGAGAAUCGAUUGGAAUCAUUGAAAGCAAGGUGAUAGUGCAGAUUUAUUGAUUUUAAAACCAUGGAAGGUGAUUUUUCAGUACAAACAUUCGCCUCCUAUGGCGAAGAACAACAUCCCCAAAACAGAUUUGAUCCGUUUGAUAAAAUAGAUGAGCCUCAUCAGAGCAAUUCUUCUACAGGAAAACUCUUUGUUGGAGGAAUUGCUUGGGAAACUUCAAAAGAAUCAUUUGCUAGUUACUUUAGGAAGUAUGGAGAAGUUCUGGAUUCUAUAAUAAUGAUGGACAGAAUUUCUGGAAAGUCAAGGGGGUUUGGAUUUGUGACAUUUGCUGACUCCUCGGUUGCUGAUUUUGUACUUGAUCAGGAGCAUUUUAUAGAUGGGAGGGGGGUGGACGUGAAAAGAACAGUUCCUAGGGAGGAAACACUACUCAAAGGUGUACCAAAAUCAAAGAAGAUUUUUGUGGGUGGUAUUCUGCCUUCCUUGUCAGAAGAUGAAUUCAAGGAUUACUUCUCUUCCUACGGUGUCAUUGUUGAGCAACAGAUUAUGUUCGAUCAUAAUACUGGCCGAUCAAGAGGUUUUGGAUUUGUUACCUUUGAGAAUGAAGAGGCUGUUGAAAAGGUUCUAUCUGGUGGAAAAACUCAUGAACUUGGAGGCAAACAGGUGGAGAUAAAAAGAGCCAUCCCAAAGAAUGAUAAUGGAAGUGAUAGGCAGACACAUCGUGGUGGUGGUGGUUACGUUUCAAAAUCAUACAAUAACAGCUUCAACCAUGGAUAUGACAUAAAUGUUGGUAACUCAGGCGAAAUGGGUAGUUAUGAAAAUUUCUGGGGAGGAGGAUACGGAGGAAUGACUGCUGGUUAUUAUGGUGGAUACGGUUAUGGAUAUGGUUAUGGCGCCCCUAUGUACAAUGCUGGUGGGUAUUUUAACCCAAUGAGUUACAUUGGCACUAAUGUCUAUGGUGGAGGGUAUGGAAAUGGAGGUGGAUUUGGCCAUGCGGAAGCAGAAGCAAGGUACCAUCCUUAUCGAAGGUGAGAUGUGUGUUCAUUGUUUAGGUUGUUGUUUUUUUUUUUUUUGUAAAUUAUGAAACUUGGAGUUUGUUUCUUUGUUUGUAGACAUUUGGAUUUUGUUAGUUGAAUUGGCAAAAUUUGGAUUUCGUAUUGAAAUUGAACUUAGCGAGGAAGCUCGAAUUUAAAA